CCCACUAACAAUAAUGAAGUCCUCCUUUUAUCCUUCUUUAUUCUGUAUUGCUUUCUUUCUUUUGCCUCUACUCUCUUCUUCAACAGUCCUAUUCCAGGGAUUUACAUGGACGUCAAAAGACCAGGCAGGAGGAUGGUGGAACUGGCUAAUAACCAAAGUCCCAGAUUUGGCCGACGCCGGAAUCACCCACGUUUGGCUCCCGCCGCCGUCCAACGCCCGGGAAGGGGACGACCAAGGAUAUAUGCCGAAAAGAAUGUACGAUUUGGAUACCUCAAAAUACGGAAACAAAAAGGAGCUAAAAGCCCUAAACGACGCGUUCCAUAGCCGAGGAAUCAAAAGCGUAGUCGAUAUUGUCUUAAAUCACAGAGCCGCCGAGAGAGCCAAUAGCAGAGGAGUGAUCAACAUCUUCGAAGGCGGAACUCCCGACGAUAAACUCGACUGGGGCCCAUCCGAGAUCUGCGGCGACGAUUCCGCGUUCGAAGGCACCGGAAAUCCCGACACCGGCGACACGUGGGGGAACGCGCCGGACAUCGAUCACCGCAGCCCUAAGGUGCAGCGAGAAAUCUCGGAGUGGAUGAAUUGGCUCAAAUCCGAUCUCGAAUUCGACGGCUGGAGAUUCGAUUUCGUCAAGGGCUACGAUUUCGUCAAGGGAUUCGCCGCCGUUAAGAUCUACAUGGACAACACGAAGCCGGAAUUCGCGGUCGGAGAAUUCUGGAACGAUCUAUCGCCGGGGAUAGUUCCCGAUCCGGAUUACAACCAGGACGCUCAUCGCAAUGAGCUUGUCCGGUGGGUCCAGAACGCCGGCGGGGCUGCGACGGCGUUCGAUUUCACGACCAAGGGGAUUCUUCAGGCCGCGCUGAAUAACACCGAGCUCUGGAGAUUGAAAGAUGCUGCCGGAAAGCCGUCGGGGAUGAUCGGAGUUUUGGCGCAGAAUGCCGUGACUUUCAUCGACAACCAUGAUACUUGGUCGCAGAGGCUUUGGCCGUUCACCACUUCCACUGAUGAUGCCGUUAACCACGACAGGGUUUUGCAGGGAUACGCUUAUAUCCUCACCCAUCCGGGAUACCAUCCUAGUGUCUUGUCUCUUUUGCUGCAGUUUUAUAACCAUUUCUUUGAAUGGGGAUUGAAGGAUGCGAUUUCAAAGCUGAUAUCUAUCAGGAACAAGAAUGGCAUUUCUGCAACAAGUCCUGUGGAAAUCUUGGCAGCUGAUGCUGAUCUUUACAUAGCAAAGAUUAAUGGAAAAGUUAUUGUGAAGAUUGGACCAAAUGGUGAUCUUAAAAACCUUGUUCCAUCCGAUUUUCAGCUCGCAGCAAGUGGCAAAGACUUUGCAGUGUGGGAGAAACCAACAUGAGUCUACAAAUCUCCAUCCAUCAAUAUAAUCAACAAUUUGAAAUAAAUAAAUAUCUCUCGUCAAUCUGAUACUAAGAAAUAAUUCCUGUUUGCAAUAAAUGUUGUAUCUGAUAUCACAACUGCAAAACAAAUAAUAAAGCUUUUAUCAAUCCAGUUAAUCAUAUAUGCUUCCAGGCACUA
Molecule: messenger RNA, 1530 nt
Organism: Ipomoea triloba (trilobed morning glory)
Lineage: Eukaryota; Viridiplantae; Streptophyta; Magnoliopsida; Solanales; Convolvulaceae
Product: alpha-amylase-like
Exons: 3
Coding region: 14-1351 (445 amino acids)
Biological process (GO): carbohydrate metabolic process
Molecular function (GO): calcium ion binding; alpha-amylase activity
Source: RefSeq, a predicted model, not a curated record